Cladocopium goreaui is the source of this 541-nucleotide messenger RNA. The record is from the annotation of a GenBank genome assembly. Lineage: Eukaryota; Dinophyceae; Suessiales; Symbiodiniaceae.
GCUCUUCGCGGUCGCCGAAGGGAAGUUAGGGAAGUUGGGCAUCGUUCGCGCCUUCGCGAAUGCGAACGAAGUGAACGACAUGCCGGAGAUGUUUGGACUUUGGAACACGGUGCCUCCGUGUGAGUCCCCCGUGGGUGUCACCGUAGAUGUGAUAUUGGUCUACAGCCAAAGUUUCGAGGACAACCCUGCAGCGCAGCAGGCGGCGCAGAAUGUCAUCACCUCUUUCGAGUCGGGCACGGCCUGGUCUUCGUGCUUCGGCUCCGUGCGCGCCUUCGAUGCCAAGCUCACCGCGCAGGAGGACGUCUACGACGCACGAGGUUAUGCAGCACGCAACGACUGGGCGAACGGUCCAAACACGGUUUUUCUCUUCGUGAUGCGAUCCUUUCGCGCGACCCGGCAGACGGUCCCCGUGCGGGACAACUGGCUCCAUCAAUUCGUGGCGGAAGCCUAUGAUGCAACGGUGGCCAUCCGUGGCAGCCGCUACCGAGGCGACACCUGGGAUCCUUAUCUCAGCAGCCUGCCGGCGGACGUGUCCCUUUGA